AUGCCAAAAAAGAGAGCUUCCAACGGUAGAAACAAGAAAGGUAGAGGUCACGUUAAGCCAGUCAGAUGUUUGAACUGUGCUAGAUGUGUACCAAAAGACAAAGCUAUCAAAAGAGUAACAAUCAGAAACAUGGUUGAAGCUGCUGCUGUUAGAGAUUUGUCUGAAGCUUCAGUCUAUCAAGAAUAUGCCAUUCCAAAAUUGUACAAUAAAUUGCAUUAUUGCGUUUCAUGUGCUAUUCAUGCUAGAAUUGUCAGAGUUAGAUCAAGAUCUGACAGAAGAAUUAGAACUCCACCACAAAGAAAGAGAUUCACUUCUGACAGAAAAGUCUCACCACAAGAUGCUGCUAAGAAAGCUAACUAA
Lodderomyces orthopsilosis Co 90-125 is the source of this 360-nucleotide messenger RNA. RefSeq names its product 40S ribosomal protein eS26 (gene RPS26A). Gene Ontology annotation, biological process: translation. Gene Ontology annotation, cellular component: ribosome; cytosolic small ribosomal subunit. The transcript has a single exon. NCBI's taxonomy places the organism in Eukaryota, Fungi, Ascomycota, Pichiomycetes, Serinales, Debaryomycetaceae. The record is from RefSeq and is a predicted model, not a curated record. Gene Ontology annotation, molecular function: mRNA binding; structural constituent of ribosome. Bases 1 to 360 code for a protein of 119 amino acids.